AUGAGCCUCUACAACAUGCCGCCGCCUGGGGCUCCACAGCCCUCGUCCAGCCUGAGCGGCGAGUCUCCGUUGGCUCUGGCCCCCACCGUCGGCGACCUCGACUCGGCGGACCUGUUCGGCUCGGGCACCACCAAUGGGAGUGGGACCGGGCACGCGAAUGGCCAUGGGCACGGCCAUGGGAGCGGGAGCGGGAGUGCAAAUGGCAAUGGCAGUAGCAAUGGCACUGUGACCCCAUCCGCCCACGAUCAGGGCUCCCAGUCUGCCGCCGCGGGCCCUGCCGUGCCCGCUGCCUGCCUGGCAUGUUCCGAGUGUGUCUAUGUCGCCUCCCGACGGGGGUACAAGGGCCCGCGGAGAGGCACCGCCCACAACCCAAACAAGCGGCACGCAUCCUCGUCCCCUGAUGGCACCGAUGUCUCCUCUGCGGCCGGGCCCGACAGCUGCCCCAUGCUGCUCGGGGCCACCGCCCCCGCCAUGACCAGCGCCGCCUUCACGCCGUCUGCGGGCCUCGGCUCCGAUCCGAGCUCGCCCUUCCUCUCGGCCGCCGCAUCUAUGAACCACCUACAACUCUACAGGACCACGCCCUUCGGCACCCCCAUCAAGGAGUACUUCGUCCGGCACCUCCGAGAGACCGGCCAGAAGCUGGACCACCUGCAGGCGGCGAUGAGAUACGUCGGCUCGCUGUUCAUGGACGUCGGUCCCGCUCGCGCCUCGUAUCUGGACGAGGCCCUACGGCUGUGCUACUCCCCGAGCACCCCCAAGGAUGGCUUCCUCGUCCAGACCCUGCUGCUGCUCAUCGUCGCACUCGACGGCAGCUGCCAGCAGGACAAGGCGCGGGACCUUCUAACUGACUGCGAGAGAAUCGCCGUCGAGAUAGGCAUGAACACGCGCCAGUUCGCCACCAUGAACGGCCGCGGCAACCCAAUACUCGAGGAGAGCUGGCGCAGGACGUGGUGGGAUCUCUACGUUAUCGACGGCAUGGUUGCCGGCGUGCACAGGGUCACCAACUUCCUCCUCUUCGACCUGACCGCCGACGUGGCACUCCCGUGUGAGGAGUCCGAAUUUCUCUUGGGGACUAUACCGCAGCCCAUGUACAUGGAAGACUUUGACGACCAGCUCUUCUCGGGCGAGGACCGCCCGUUCUCGUCGUUCGCGUACCGCGUCGCCGCGAUCCGGAACCUCGGGCGCUUCAUGCGCUGUGGGCCCAUAAUGUUCCCAGAGGAUGAGAACCUCGCCAAGAUGGAGGCUCACCUUACCAACUGGAGGCUGCACCUGCCGCCGGGGAAGAGGGACCCCGUGGACAAGAAUUGUCUGCACGAUGAGAUGAUGUUCCAGGGGCACUUCAUCACGACAGCAUGCACCAUCAUGCUGCACCAACCGCACUCCCAGCUCGACUCGUCCCCAGCGCGCAGCGUCAACUCGUGCGCGCCGUACCGGGCGGUGCCGUCGGGCGAGGCGUACAACAUCCACACGCGGCACACGGUGACGGCGGCGGCGGACAUCUCCAAGAUGAUCACGGCGCCGGUGGGUCUGACGAGCCACACACACUUCUUCACGUGCGUCAUCACCAUGAGCGCGAUCGUGCAGCUGUCCAAGUGGGCGCUGUACUUCCUGCAGGAUGAGGACGACCUGCGGCAGCAGAUCCGGCUCAGCAUUGGCGCGCUGUCCAAGCUGUCGGCCGUGUGGAAGGCGGCCGACAACGCUGCGGGACAGGUCCGCGGCGUGGCGCGCGAGAUCUACCGCGCCAAGAAGGCCCAGCAGAUCAACCCGGCCUUCUGGGUCGCCUUCACGCAGGAGGAGAUGAUCCAGAGCCUCAACGCCGACGAGGCCAUCAUCAGCGAGAUCGACUCCAUGCUCUCGCAGGUCUCGGGCGCGCCCGUGUCUGUUUCCGGGGCGCCCGGGGCGCUGGAGCACUGA
Molecule: messenger RNA, 1914 nt
Organism: Diaporthe citri
Lineage: Eukaryota; Fungi; Ascomycota; Sordariomycetes; Diaporthales; Diaporthaceae
Exons: 5
Coding region: 1-1914 (637 amino acids)
Biological process (GO): DNA-templated transcription
Molecular function (GO): DNA binding; zinc ion binding
Source: RefSeq, a predicted model, not a curated record